Glycine soja is the source of this 672-nucleotide messenger RNA. Its product is annotated as fructose-1,6-bisphosphatase, cytosolic-like. NCBI's taxonomy places the organism in Eukaryota, Viridiplantae, Streptophyta, Magnoliopsida, Fabales, Fabaceae. Gene Ontology annotation, biological process: fructose 1,6-bisphosphate metabolic process; gluconeogenesis; sucrose biosynthetic process. Gene Ontology annotation, molecular function: fructose 1,6-bisphosphate 1-phosphatase activity. The transcript has 9 exons. The record is from RefSeq and is a predicted model, not a curated record. Bases 1 to 672 code for a protein of 223 amino acids. Gene Ontology annotation, cellular component: cytosol; cytoplasm.
AUGUCCAUAUACAUGCAAUUUUCAAAUGGUGUAGAAGAGACCUUCCUUAGAGCCCUCAAGCUACUAUUGUGGGCUCAUUUUCCCUAUAUUCUUUUCGGGCUGAUGUUGGAGAGUAACAACCAAGCUAAGAUGGAGAAUCUUGUGUUAAGCACUAGAAGUGGUGUUAAUGGUUUCACCCUUGAUCCAUCUCUUGGGGAAAUCAUUAUAACUCACCUUGACAUCAAAAUUCCAAAGAAAGGAAAGAUUUAUUCAAUGAAUGAAGGAAAUGCUAAAAAUUGGGACGACCUACUACCAAGACGACCUACUACCAAGUAUAUGGAGAACUGCAAGUAUCCAAAAGAUGGUUCAUCACCAAAGUCCCUAAGAUAUAUUGGAAGCAUGGUAGCUAAUGUUCACUGCACAUUGCUUUAUGGAGGUAUUUUUUUGUACCCAGUUGAUAAAAAGAGUCCAAAAGGAAAACUUCGUGUACUCUAUGGAGUCUUCCCAAUGUCGUUCUUGAUGGAACAAGCAGGAGGACAUGCUUUCACUGGCAACCAAAGGAUGUUAGAUUGUAGUGAAGCAGAGCAGAGCAAAGCGGCAAUAUUUGUUUUUGGCUUGGACUUGUUGGGUUAUGACAUGGAUUGGGAUACGAGCGGUGAAGCCCCUGCAAUACAAUAUAGGGAUGACAUUUAG